This is a messenger RNA of Trichomonas vaginalis G3, 9807 nucleotides long. Its product is annotated as zebrafish dkey-56m19.5 family. The record is from RefSeq and is a predicted model, not a curated record. The transcript has a single exon. Lineage: Eukaryota; Parabasalia; Trichomonadida; Trichomonadidae. Bases 1 to 9807 code for a protein of 3268 amino acids.
AUGUCUUUUCCUAUGACUAACAACGAGUUAGACAUAAUUAGAGAAAUAUCGUCUAAGUUAGCUGAUUUUGAUCCCGAAAAUCUUAAUUUUAUUAGUUAUUUUCGUUCAAUUUUAUCAACCAACAGUGAUUUGCUUGACUUUUUCAUUCAAAAGAUCAAGCUUCUUAAAAGUUCGUCUAAGCUAUCUCAAUUGCGAACAUUUGAUUGGAAUAUCAUCGAAAUAGCAAGCCGUUCCAACAAUUUAUUGACUUUAAGAGACUAUGCUGAUUGUUUUUACAGAUUAAAUGAAAAGCUAGAUCAGUUUCCAUCACUAAAUUAUGAUGUUGACGAUGCAGAUAUUUUUAUAAAUUUAUUAGAAGCAGAAAAUCUUGGUGAAUACUUCAACGCAUGGUGCUCUUUAAAGCAAAAAUACGAUAACAUCUUUGAAAAUGGCUGUUUUAUGCAUGAAAUUGCUAAAAUGGCAAAAGAAUUGAUUGAAGAAGCCAAUUUUUCAUUUACAUUUCAUAAUAUUGAAAAUCCUUUGAUAGAAAAGAAACCUUUAGAGGUAUUACUCAUUACGAAAGAAGGAAAAAUAAUUGAAAUUCGAGGAAUCGACGAAAACGAGAUUUAUACGACUACCAAUGAUGAAAAUGAAAUCACAGAUCGAAUUCUAUUUGAUUUACUUAACAAAUACUAUCAAAAAUACUUAAAUCGAAAUUCGAAUUUUAUUUCUCUCACAAAAACCGAACCUUUUUCAAUUUUCAAGGAAAAUGCAGAUACACUUGUUUAUUUAAGUUUAUGCUCUACGCGCAGUUUAUCAACAGAAAGGUUUUCUACACUAUUUUUAUCUUCAUUUAAGUUUUUACAGUUAAAUCUUGAUCCACAGACCCAGAAAUGUUUCAGAUUCAUCUUUUAUAUUAAUGAUCUCUACAAAAUACUAGAAAAAGAACAAACUUUCAACCCAGAUAUUUUAUAUAAAAAUUUAAUUGCCAAAAAAGACUAUGAAAGCAUGUUUAAGAUAUCAGAUAUCUUCAUGAUUGAUGAUGAGUAUCUCGGGAACUUCAUAAAUGGUCUGAAAUUCAAGAUUAAUCAGAUAAUUUUUACAAAUCAGAAAUUAAUUGUCCAAAAACUUCUAAAUGUUACAAAAGAUGACAUUUCAUAUGACUUUGUCAAGUUUUUAAUUGAUUCCAAGCUAGUUUCCGAAGAAAUUCCAUUAAAUAUUCUUGAAAAAAUGUUAAUUUACAGAGAUUCGUAUAUAAACUACCAUUUGAACAAAAGGACACAUGAUUUCCACUUCGAGAAUGCCAUUUACACUUACGAGGACAGCAAGAACUAUGAAUGGCUCUUGAUUAUGAUGAGAUAUUCCCAAAUCAAAGGAGUUUGCAAAGAAAUUGAGAAAAAUCAAGAUUUAUUGAUGUUGCAUUUUCUUUUUACGAAAUAUCCAAUGAUAAAAAACAUGGCGAAAGAGAUUGUCGUUAACAAAAACCAGAAAAUGUUUGAGUUAAUGAAAAUAAUGAUUGAUGAUGAUUUUUACAAACAAUUUUGUAAAUAUCCCUAUAUUUUGUCACAUCAAUUCACGGCAACAAUAAUAAAUCAAUUUGAAAAUAAUUUGAAGUUCAUUACUUCGUCGUGUAUCAAAGAUGUCGAAGAAAUUAUGAAUGAUUGCUAUCAAGAGAACUUCGAAUUUAUCUUUCCACCUCCUAAUAUACAGUUGUUUAAGAAAUAUUUGUAUAUUUAUACUCCUUUCGUCAAAAAUUUGCCGGAAUAUGAAAAAUUUUCACCGGCACAAAAAACAAAUUUUGUGGAUUUCGCAGAUAAAAUCUCUGAAAUGGGAAAUAACGAAUAUGAUUACUUCAAAGAGAAAAAGAAAAUAAGAGAUCUCGCUGUAAAUAUCGAAGCUGGAAAAACGGCCGAUUUCAAUGUAAAUCCAAAUGAAAUUUUGAAAAUGCCGUUGUAUCAAUAUUUGCAAAAAACCGAUGUAAAUACUGUAAAAAGUUUACAACGGUUAUUGUCAAAGAAUUUGACGAUAGGAACGGUUGCUUCUUAUCUUGUUUUGAACCUAACAAAAAUACAGCCAAAGAAAGGAAUUGACAAAGAAAAGCAGCUUUAUUUAUUGGAUAAAAUAAGAGAUAAUUUUAAUUCUAUAGCUCCGGAAGAAGAAUUCAUGUAUUCUUUGUUUUUCGCAACAACAGAUGCUGAAAUUGACCAAAAUUAUACAGAAUUAAAUAAGUUCUUUUGGACAACUACAGCUAAGAAUGUUGAAAAACCUUUGGAAGAAUACAAAAAAUGGAUUGAUUUCGCAUUCGCUUUGACAAAACAAAAAGUUUCUUCUGAUGCUGAUUAUUUCUCUUCAAAAGACAAAUUCUUGGAGAAUUUAUUCGAUCUGAGAUUAAUCAAUAAUCUGUUAGACUACAAGUUUGAUGAAAAUGAUGAUAACAAAUUCGUCAAACUCUUUAUUAGUUUACAAAAAGACAUAAGUGAAGUGAAAAACCGUUUGCCAAAAACACUUUGUGAAAAACUUGCAAGAAAAUUUGAUUUGACAAAAGAGAAUCCAUAUACUUACUUUGUUGAAAAAGGCUUGAUAAAAGAAGAUUUGGAUCAUUGUUGGUUAUUAAACAAAUUCAUCAAUCAAACACAUAAAAAAGUCAAGUUGUUGAGAUUGAAAGAAACAUUGAUCCCUUUAAGCGAAGACGGCCGUUACUUUGUUGAUGAUUUUUACGAUUUAAAUAACGAUAUAAAAGAUAUCGAUUAUUACGGUUACGACGGUUACGGUUUUGCCGUUUUUAAUGCGAAGUAUUCUGUUGAAAAAUAUUUAGUUGAUGAAGCGAAGAAAUAUAAUAUUUCUGCAUUGAUGAUUUUAUCAAAAAGAAAAGAUUUGAAAAUGGAUUUCGAAAAAGUAAUGAAAGAUGAUUUUGAAUUUUUAGACGAUUAUUUGUCAGAUCUCGAAAACUUUUAUUAUACAAUUUGUUCUAAAGAAAACCAAGAUUGGUUAACAAUGAGACCGAUGUCAAUAUUAUGGUCCAAUAUCUAUAAUGCUUACAAGAAGAUAACAAGUGGAUAUUUAAGGAUGUAUGACCAUAUUAUUGGAAAUUGCAUGGUUGUUAAUUGUUUCUUGAAUUUGUUUAGAUUCGAUCUCAAAAAAUUCAAGAAAUUCAGUCAUUUGUAUUUCGAUUUUGUUGAUGAGAAAUUUGGUAAUCAAGAAUUUGAGAAUUUCGAUGAUUUCUUCAGCAAAUUAACAAAUGAAGCAAAAACAAAUCAAGAUAAAGAGAAAAUUGUUAAGUUUAGAACGAUGAUUAACCAGAAAACAACAAAUAAAUUCCAAAGCUGUGAUUUCAGUAAUUUCCAAUAUCAUCCUUUCUUGACAUACAUCAGAAGCAGAUUGCCAAUGAUCGGUGAAUACAUUAGAACAAGUAUUUUCCCAAUGAAUAUGAUUGAAUUCGGUUUAGGAAUGUCUCAAUUAUUUGAAAAUUUGGACAUGGAUGAUAAAACAUGUCAAUUUUUGAGAGAUCACAAACAAGAUUUCAUCAAAUUCGCUUUGUCAAUGAAAUACGAUUGUUCCACAGAAUUGUUUGCUGUUAUUAUAGGAACAAUAUUUGGAAAAGGUGUCUGCGAAGAGAAAUUAUAUGAAGCAACUUAUUAUAUAACACAUGUUGCAAGGGAAAUCAUCAAAAAGAAACCAACAGAAUUGAUGCCUUUCCUUUAUUUAUGCAAGGAUUUGUUGAAAGAAAUGAGCAAAGUUAAGAACUAUCAUUUCAAUAAACUCGGUCAAUCAAUAAAUGACAUUAAAUCUGCUUUGACUUUGAUUGAUUUCAAUUUCAAAGAUUAUGAUUUGACUUAUUCCCAAAUAUUUAUUGAUUUGCAGAAUAUUUUGAUAAAAAGAUUCGCUAAUAAUGAUGAAUUCAUUGACUUAAAGAUGCAGAAAAUCAUAACGCAGAAGUUGGAAAAUUACGAGAUUUUGCAGUAUUUCUAUGACAAUGAUAAAUUUAUGGAAACUGAUAGACUUCAGAAAUUAAUUUUCCUCUCAAAUUUGAGUGACACAAAAAUUAAAAGAGUUUAUCAGAUAAACCAUGAAGAAUUUGAAAGGAACUUCGAAAUGAAAGAUGACCAUAAAUAUGAUUAUUUGUCAUCAUUAGUCAAAUAUUCAUUUAUUGUCAGUUUACUUGGCAACAAAAAAGUCAAAACCGUUUCUCCUGAAUCAUUUUAUUACGUUGACAAGUAUUUCCCUGAUUACAAGAAUUUGUUUUAUGAUAUUUACUUCGGAAAAUCGAAAUCUGCUUGGAAUGAUGCUUACGAAAAGAUAAGAACAGAAGUUUAUCUUGGUUUUGUUUCUAGACCUGAUUUGUUGAUAAAUGACAAUUUGAUUGAUGAAUUAAAUCAUUUGGCAUCAAUUAAAAACAAUUUGCCUGAAUCAGCAUUCAAGAGUUGCGAGUUUAUAUUGAACCAUGUUCCUUGUAAUGUUCCUAUUUUGAUUCCAGAACAAAAUCCAAUUUAUUUCAUCAAAAUUUUGCCAGAAAUUUUUGACUUUACAAAACCUCUCAAUUUGAAGUCGAUAAAAUUGACAAAAUCUACAAAAUUUGUCAACAUUGCAUUCGAAGUCAAGAGGAUGAUUGGCAAGCCAAAUGAUGAUUUCAAAGUAUUGUUUGAUCUUUGUGAAAAUCUCGACAAACCAUCAGUGAAACGCAUUUUAACAUUUGAUUUGAAUUUGAUGAAAAGUGUUUCAGGAGAUGUCAGAAUCAAGCAAAGACAAUUCUUCUCAAGAUACGAAGAUCUCAAAUCAGAACUUGAAAAUACAAACGGUUUGACAAGCUGUUUGUUAUCUUAUCGUAUUCUUUUAUGUAAUAAUCCAUACAUGAGUGCAGAAUUUUCCAGGAUCACUGAUAAAAACAUCAGUUUUGAGAACGCGAUGAUAGAAAGUGGUCUUGAAUUAUACAAAGACUUAACAGUACAAGGUGUUUCUUCUAUUUAUGACCAACAGAUUUUCAUUAAUCAUGUUAAGAAAUACGAUCCAUUUUGGUUCUGUAAUUUCUUAGACAAUAGUUUUGACGAAAAAGAGAAAAUUUUCAAUAUUUUGUUUACUGACAAAAAAGAAAAUUUGCCUUCUUCUAUCAUUAUUCAAAUGAUGGAAGAUCAAAUCAAUGUUAACAACUGGAUUCAACCUUUCUCAGUUGUCAUGAACUCUGAAUUACAGGAAGAAUUCACUUGGUUAACAAAAUCAAUUGGAUAUUCACCAGAAACUAAAUAUUUGGAUCAAUACUUGAAUAGAUUUGUUUAUUUAGUUUCUCUUUCUAUUGAUGAAAACGGUUUAAGUUCUCAAAAAGAUUUGACAAAAUACUUUUACGAUUUCAUGUUUGAUUAUUAUCAAAAAGAGAAGCAUUACUAUGAACUAAAACAAGAAUUUACUCAUAGUAUUGUUGAUAAUAAUCAUUUGGAUGAAAGAAUUAAUGAUUUAAUUGUUUUGUCAAAAGAAAGUAUUUACAAAGAACCAAAAAUCAUUGUCAAACAAAAGAAAUACAAUUUCUUGGUCAAAGAUAAGUUUGUUCCUAAAAUUGAUAUAAGAAAUGACAAAAAUGUUGAUACAUUUGCUUAUUUGAUUCCAGGAAUAACAAUUGAUUUGCCAAUUUCUUCUAAAAAUAACGACGGUUUUGUAAAGUUGUCAAUUCCAUUUUCAAGUGAAAUUUCACCAGAAAAUGCGCAAAAGAUUCAUUUGAUUGACAAGAAUGGAAACUAUUACAAUGACGAUGAUGUUGAAAUUGACAACAAAAACAUGAAAUUGAACUUGAAAUUAGAAUUGGAUUCAAAUCCUUAUGAUUCUUAUUUCUUAGUUUUCGAUGGUAAUGAAAAAUAUUUGAAUAUUAAUACACAACAAAUCAAGACAAAACCUUUUGUUUUGGUUACUUCUCCUGGAAAUAAGUUUUAUUAUGACAAACCAUCAAAUACUUUUGUUUUGUCAAAAAUUGCAUCAAAAACUGAAUUCAGUUUGAAUGUCAAAAACUGUUUUAACGAAGAAAUGCCUUAUAAAACUGAAAUGGUUUGUUACGAUGAAAAACCAAUUAAGCUUGAAAGAAAAGGUAAUUUAUUGACUGUUAAUUCUCCUUAUGGUUGUUUGCUUCAAGGAAAUAUUUAUUUCAACAAAAAAGAUAAAAUACAAUUCGCUGUCGAAGAAAAGAAAUUUACUGCUGAAGAUGUCACUUUUCUACUUUACAAUUAUUAUGAGAGAAAAUUUGAUGGCUCUGAUGUAUUGUAUGCCGGAAAUCUUCCAUUUAGACAGUAUAUUUAUUUGAGGGAACCUGACAAACAAUUUGAUGUCAAAUCACCUGAUAACAUUGACAUCAAAAACGUCGGACAAGAAGGACAUUUAGGAUGGUUUGACCUUUCUCUUUAUGAUAAAAUGGAUAGAGCAAUAAUAGUUCAAAUCACAUAUAAUGGUUUCUCAAGAGAUAUUGCUAUUGUGCCUGUAACAACACAGUUUAAGGCAGAUAAACAAUAUCUGACAUUCCAAUUCACAACGAAAAAGAUAAAUGAUAUGAAAUGUUUGUUAUUUGACAGAUCAACACAAAAAGUGACAAAUGUUAAGUCAGGAGACAAAAUUGAUUUGUCAAAUAACUCCGAGAAAACUCUUAUUACUCCUUUCUCUUUUGAUUUCUAUUAUCCAUAUGAAAAGCAUGCAAAUUAUAAUGUUAAUUUCGAAAAUAAUUUUGUUUUCCCAGAACUUGUCAAAAACGUGAAAUAUUUAGUUGUUGAAAACAAGAGACUUAAACUGGUUAAUAAGAACAAAUUGACAAAAGAUAUGAAGUUAAUUUGCGGAAGAUUAUGUGGAGAAAACUAUGCACAAGACAAUGAUAUGAAUUUGUUUGUUUCUUGCUGGUAUCCAGUGACAAAAGAUGUCAAUAGAUUGAUGUCUUAUUUGAAAGAUGUCGAAUUCUCAAACAAAGAAAAAGAAAUUAAUGACAUUUUGAAGUUUUUGAGAGAAACUAAAGUUCAAUAUAAAAACAGUGAAAAUCCUCUCGAUUUCUUAAGGAAUUUAUUAGAGAAUAGAAUCAAGUUUUUAAUUGAAAAUAAUGGAGUAUUGAGAAUGCCAAUGGAAUUCGCUGAAUUAUGCAAAUAUCAGAAAUCUUUGAUCAAAGAAACUCCUGAUUUCUUUAAAUGGUUGGCUGAAAAAUUUGAUAACUUUGAAGAGGUUACUUUUGAAAAGGAUGAGAACGAAUAUUAUGAUUGUUUAAUUCUUUUCAUGAAUGGAAUGAUUCUUAAGAACGAAUCCGAUAUUAAUUUCGCUGAAAGACCGAAAGAAGAAAUCAAAAUUAAUUAUUUGGCUGAUGAUUAUUCUACUUUUGAAAAAUUGAAAGAAAAAUUGGCUGAUUUCAGUCCUAAAAACGAAAAAGAACUCAUCAACAAACUCAACCAGAUGAUCAAAGUCAUAACUUCUUUCCCACAAGUUUUGAGAACUCAAAAAAAUUCUCAAACCGCUUUUGAUGUAUUCAAUUUCUUAGAAACCGUUUACAAUUAUUACAAACAUGAGCAUCCUGUGAAAUCUUUUGUCAUGUUCUAUCCGAAAGUCGAAGAAUUUUGCCACUUCUUUGAACUAUUAAAGGAAUAUUUGUUCGAAGAAAAAACAGAGAAAAGUGACAUAAAAAUUGAAUACGAAGAUGUCACUUUUGAUAGAGAAGAAACAGUUAUUCAAUCGAAUUUGUAUCCUGAAUUCUUCAGACGAAAGAUCUUGAGCAGAGUUAUGAUGCCAUUACCUAAAGAAAGACAGGAAGAAUUCCUUCAAUUUGCAACAGAUUUAAUGUACCAAAUGAAGAAAGACAAAGAAUUUACAAUUUCUGAUUCUUUGUCUGAUGAAAUUAAACGGAAACAAUCAGAACAAGUCGGAAGUUUCGUGAAACAACAGAUAAACACAAGGUUCAUGAACAAACUAAUGAAUGAAACAAUAGACACUGAACCUUCUGUUCCAAAUAAAAUUGAUGUAAAGAAAGAAUUACAAGAAAACAUGUCAAAAACAAGUAAAAAAGAAGAUUCUUUCAAAGAUUUGUUGAAACCAACAAGAUCAACAUCAAUAUCAAGUACUAAAAGAGUUGAGACACAAAUACCUCAGAAGAAACAAAAACCAAAGCCUGUUAAAAAUGAUUGGGCUUCAAUUAGUUUCGAAAAAUUACAGAGUGAACCUAAAAAACAAGAAAAAGUUGAUAAGAAACAAGAACAAAUUACAAAAAGUGACAAGAAAGAAGAAAAAAUUGAAAAAAUUGAAGAGCCAAUUGAGAAAAGUGACACGAAAGAGGAACCCAAGGAUUACAUGGAAUUUAUUGAUGAAGAAUUCCCAUCUCUGACUGGAAAGCCAGUAACUAAUGUCCAACAACCUGUUUUCCAGUAUCAAAUCGAUAUAGAACCUGAACAAAACCAACAGAUUCAGAUUCCACAAUUCGCUCCAAAGCAGAAUCCGGAACCUAUUCAAUCUCCUAAGCUAGAUGUGAUAUUAAAGCAGCCUAGUGCUAAACCUGUUGAAGCCCCUGAAAAACCGGAGAAUAAUUCUUCUAAUUCAGAACAAAAAUCUAUAGAAGAGGAAUAUCCAGCACUCCUAAGUUCAUCAGCACCAAUAACUGCUAAUAUUAAGCCAUCUAAAUGGGAAAAUCUAAAUAAUAUUUCUGAAAAAGUCGAAGAAAAGCCAAAGAAAGUUGUUAACAUCCCUCGAUUUAGUCCAGCAUCACUUCCUCAGGAAGAAAUUAUUAAUAGAAAAGAACUUCCUUCAUUUAUCUCAAAAUCUCAACCACAAAAGGUUGAGACUCGACCAUUCGUAGCUCCAAAGCCUGCUAGUGAACCAAUUCCUGCAAGUGUUCCAUUGAAUGAAGUUGAAAAUGAAGAAAUUCCUGAGCAAAAACCGCAAGAACCAGAGAAACCAAAGGCUAUUGAUAACAAGCAAGCACAGCCACCACAGACUGUGCAAGCAGUUCCAUUUAAUCCUGUACAAAUGCCUUAUAAUUACAAUAAUCAAAAUGUUGGUCAGAUGCAGCCACAGCCUAAUGUAAAUUACUAUCCACAGUUUGCUCCUCAGUAUCCCAAUCCUCAAGAACUUUCUCCUCCUGGAUUUUCAACGAAAUCAACUCCAAUUUCACCUCCAAAUCCAGAACAGAAUGAUCUUGAGGAGCCUCACUAUUACUUCAGACCUAAAUCAGCUCCAAUUAUCCCUAAUCAGCCUCUUAAUCCUAAAUUUACAAGUCCAAAAUCUGAAUCACCACAACCAGCAUCAUUUGAAUCAUUCCCACGAAUAAUUGAUGAUAAUUCACAAACUGUCCAAGGUUUUGGCUCAGUUUUGCAGCCAGAAACUCCGAAAUCAGAAGAAAAUUCAGUUCCUGAGCAGCCAAACCAGAAUUAUCCUCAACAACCACAAAUGCCAGGAUAUCCUAUGCCUCAGCAGCAAAUUCCUGGUUACGUUCCUCAAUAUCCACCAUAUUAUUACCAGCAACCAAUUCCAGGAUACAUUUUAAUGCCUAUUCCAGCACAACAGUUCAUGCAGAUGCAAGGAUUUUUCCCUGAUCAGCAGCAGCAAAUGUUAUUUAUCCAACAACAGCAGAUGAUGAUGGCACAAAUGAUGCAACAGCAUCCACAAAUGUUCCAGCAGCCUUUCAUGCAACCAGCAAUGCCAGGAUAUGUUUACCCGCAACAAUUUGGAUUUAAUCCUCAACAAAAUCCACAACAAUUUGGUUUUGCAGCUGCUCCUAAUCAAAACCCUCAACAACCACAACAAAUGCAGCCACAGCAACAGCAAAUGCCUCAACAAACAGAUAAUUUAGAAGAUGACAAUAACAGUCCAAAGAAAUAUACUAGACGUAGAUAA